AUGACAAAAGAAAUGAAAGAAAUAUACACAGAUUGGUAUAGAAGUAUGCCAUCUCAAAUGGUUGAUGUCAGUGAGUCAUUUGUGGGUAUUGGAAAGAUGAUCAUAAAUGCACAUUCGCUGUACAAAUACAUUGAAGAGAUAUAUAACAUUCAGAGCGACACAUUGCCACUGAAUCUAUUGAGCGUAAUUGCCGAGACAGUGGGACACAGCCUGCAGGCCUCUGGUUUCAAAGACUCAUAUCUAGUGCUAUUCCAGAAGGAGGAGAUUGCGCCAGAGAGAAGGAUAUGCAUGCAGGAGGUAGCAGCGUGCUUGGAGAAAAGCAAGUCUCUCAAAAUCAUCUGGUUCCACUCUCUGCAGGACAAGGAGUUUAAAAGCUUCAUAAAGGAGGAGCACAUCUGCUUGGGAGUAGGAUAUGAUGACAGAGAGUCACUGGUCUUUCUAAAUACCAUUCUGGGGUUCUCUUUAUAUGCAGCAGUGCUGAACAAGGAGACAUUCAGACCGCCCCGGCUGCUUAUGUUUGUGAUCAGCCCUUCCAUGUAUCUGUGGGCAGAGGGCUAUGUAUCGAAAGAGUAUGCGCCACAGAAGGUAGCUGUGGGAUGCGCAGAGGAGGCUGUUAAUAGAGUAAAGGAUGCCGUGCGAGCGCAUCUGGGAGACAAGGAGUAUGAGAGGCUUCAGGAGAGUCUGCAGAAGAAAGACAUUAUAUCGCGAUAUGCGAAGAACAGUGCUCCUGUGAGUAAAGAGAUGGUGCGUGCAGUUAGUGAGGCACUUCAGGAUGCAGCUAUUUGCAGCGUUAAGGAUGUAAUAGAUGGAUGCUUGCUUGCAGAAGACCAGGCGGAAGAGAAACAGAAGCUUGCAGCAGAAGACACAAUCAGCGAGGAGCAGGAGCAAGAAAUUAAGAAAAAUGACUUUAUUCCAACAACAAUGGCGUCUGUGCGGUUUUACAACGAGGAGCAGGAGAGAAGCUUCCGAACGGAGCAGAUGUACAUUGAAAGCCUGAAAAAGAAUGCACAGUCACUGCACGAGGGAAAGCACUUGCACAACCCAAUCACGCUAGUAACAGAGAAAGCAAAAAAGAAGAAGGAGGUGAAAGAAAAGAUAGGAAAGAAGCAGCUGGAGAUCAUAGAGAAAAACAAAAAGCAGAUGGAGCUUGAGGGAAAGAAGAAGGACAUUGCGUUCCUGCGCAGCUUCCUGUCCAAGUACGAGUCGUUUUCAGCCACGUACGAGAAGAGAAGACACUUGGAGUCGUUCCUCGCGCGGGCCCACUCGUCUUUUAUUUGCAGAAAGGUGUAUCUUUUGAGAAUUGAGUUCUACAGCGAGCUGUGGAGUCUUGAGAAGAGAAAGAAGAGGCCAAGUGAGAAGGAUCUUGUCUCUCUGUACAUGGACUGCAUGACUUUUAUUGAGAAGUACAGCAAAGAGGCGUCAAUAGAGGAGCUGCAGUAUGUGAUGCAGGCCAUGCUGGACCAGGGGUUCGGAGCCACUGUUCUGGAGAUGUGCGAGAAGUACCAGAUCAGCUAUGUAAACAAGAGAGACAGCGCGUGCACAAAGAUAUAUAAUGGAAGCGAGCCAGUGAGCGUGCUCUUUGAUCCAGCAACCACAAUGGAGCCAAAUGACUAUGACAUCUCGUUCCUUAUGCGUGCAGCAGGAGACAAGCUGAAGAGGUCACUUGGAUCCAUGCCGGACCCCCGUCUUCUGUUUGAGCCCGACAAGUGGCAGUGGGACCUUCUGGAGAUAGUGGAUAGCAACAGCAGUGCAGUGAUUUGUGCGCCCACCUCAUCAGGUAAGACCUUUAUCUGCUACUACGCAAUGGAAAAGAUCCUUAGGGAAAGCAACGAGGACAUUGUGAUCUUUGUGGCGCCAACUAAGGCUCUUGUGAACCAGGUGGCAGCAGAUGUGUACGCGAGAUUUGGAUCAAAGCCAUACAUCAAGCAGAACAACAUUCUGCAGGGUAUAUGUAUGAGCGACUUCCAGAUAUCGCCCUUCAACUGCCAGAUUCUCAUCACGGUGCCAGAUGUCCUGGAAAAAAUCCUUAGCAUGCCGCCAGAGCAAAGCAAAAAGGCGCAUCCAUAUCUGGACAGAGUGAAGUACAUUGUGAUUGACGAGGUGCACAAGAUCAGCGACAACAAAAUGGGGCCAAGCAUGGAGAAGAUCAUACACUUCAGUCCGUGCGCUCUUCUUCUCCUGAGUGCAACGCUUGGAAAUCUAGACGAGUUCUAUAAGUGGGUGCAGAAGGUGGAGAGCAAAAAGGGCCGAACAUGCCACAAGAUUGAGCACAAAGAGAGGUACUGCGAGAUAAAGAACUACAUCUUUGUUCCCAAGAAGCUCACUACUCUUGAAACCUGCCAUAAGACAACGCGUGCGGCAGGAGAGCAGUCAAUUGCUCCAAUCCACUCGCUGUUCGCAUACUCGUUCCGAGGAAUCAAGGAUGAGGGGUUCAGUGACGAUGUGAACUUCCUGCCAGAGGAGCUGCUGAAUCUAUACUAUGCGAUUUUUGCAGUGCUCAGGAAAGACCAGAAGUCGCUUGUGAAGGAGUUCCGGCCAAAGAGGUUCUUCAAAACAAACUGCAUAACAAAAGGAGAUGUGAAGAAGUACGAGAAACAUGUGAUUAACACAUUCAGGGACAUGAUAAAGACAAAUACACUGGAGCCAGAGCAGGUCACAAAGAUAUACGAGAUUCUCAUCCGAGACGCAAAGGAGGGGUUCCAGAAGAUAGAGGACGGUCUUAAAAAGCAGCUGAAUGCAUACAUUGCAAACACGCCAGUGCCAGGCACCCUUUUGCUUCAGAACAAGGCCAAGCAGCCAGUGUACAGUGCAAAGGAAGACCAGGCACAGGAUGAGGAGAGCCUAGCAAAAGAGAUAUCUGAGAUGGAGCUGAACCCGACAGAGGUGUCUCCAGACAUCCUGCUGUACAACAUAGACUAUCUGUUGGACAACAUUCUCGAUUUGACCGUUGAGCUGGAGGCUGCAAACAAGCUGCCGUGCAUUGUGUUCAACCUUGAGAGAACUGUGUGUAAUGCGCUGGCAAUCCGGCUUUCUGAAGAGCUGGAGAACUUUGAAAAGUGUGCUCCUCCAGCAAUGACCAAGGCAGACCUCAGAGAGAACGAAAAGGUUCUUAAGGAGAUGAGAAGGGCAAGAGAUGCAACUGUUGCAUCAGGAAAGGAUGCAUGGAUCGGAGAGUCCAUGGCAGCAGAGGAAAUAGCAGGAAGAACAAUUGAUCUGAACGCCAAGGACCCUCGGUUCUGCUUCACAGACCCUACAAUAGCUUCCUCUGGUGCAUACCUUCUGGAUGAGUAUGCAAAGUCACUCCGAAAGACAGGGCGAAUUGAUCCACGUCUGAUACAGGCGCUGUAUCGAGGAAUUGGAGUGCACCACAGCGGAAUACCAAAGAAGUACAGAAACAUGGUCGAAAUUCUCUUCCGAAUGAAGCAGCUGCGGGUGGUGUUUGCAACAGACACACUUGCGCUUGGUAUAAACAUGCCGUGCAGAACUGCAGUGUUUGCAGGAGACUCCCUGCAUCUGGACUCAAUGAGCUUUAAGCAGAUGGCAGGAAGAGCUGGGCGAAGAGGAUAUGACACGCAAGGCAAUGUAGUGUUCUUUGGUGUGCCAAAGCAGAAGGUGCGGAGUCUUAUCACAUCGUAUCUGCCGCGCAUUAAGGGAACAUAUCCAUACACAAGUCUUCUUGCAGUGCAGUCUGCCCGACCAACGGUGAAGAGCUCAACAGUGGAGAGCAUUCUCUUGUAUCCUCUUAUGUCGCUCUCCUAUCCCGAGGAGUCCCUAAAAGCAGUGGAUGGAAUGGCCGCUGAAAAAUUCACGCAGAAGAUACUGAAUGCGCAGAAGAAGUAUCUGGUUGACAAAAUGUUCCUUUCGCCAGAGGUUCUCCAAAACAAUGAGCUGGCGGGAGAAAAGUCUGGGUUUGUUAAGAAACUUGCACACACAUCUGGGCUGUGCGAUAUGGCGCUGAACACACUUUCGUACGGGUCAGAGGCCUUUGUGCUUAUGUCACUCGUAAAUGAAGGGUUCCUGGAAACAAUAUGCAAACAAGAAAUUGACAAGGAGGAAAUAUAUAAGAACAUUGUGCAUCUAAUUGCCUUUAUCUUUGAGGUCCACCCCCUUCCAAAGAUGUCAAAGCUUCCUUGUCUUAAAGACAUAAACCCUGCCAUAUUUGAGCGGCUUGCAACAUACUAUCGGGAGUCGGUUGAGGCAAGCAAGGAGUUUAUGCAGAAGAAACAGACGGUCUUGAUGGAUCUUAUUCCAGAGAAAGUGCACUACACGCCAAUAGCCCACUCCUUCUUACUUCUUCCAUAUCUGUACACCAAGAAGAACAGUUAUAUUCUGCGAUACUUUACAGACCAGAAUGUGAAGCAGAUCAUCAAGGAAAAUGGUGUGGGGGAGACUGAGCUAUGGCGCAGACUCAAGAACGUGGAGGAUAUUCUUACGCAACUGGCAGCCUACUACAAGGAGUACGAGCCAACCUCAAUUUGCACACCAUUUGUGCUGGGCACCCUUAUACAGUUCCAAGAAAGAUUUGCAAAGAUGCAUGCAUAA
Messenger RNA from Nematocida ausubeli, 4542 nucleotides. RefSeq lists its product as uncharacterized. Gene Ontology annotation, cellular component: cytoplasm. The record is from RefSeq and is a predicted model, not a curated record. Gene Ontology annotation, molecular function: protein binding; nucleic acid binding; ATP binding. The coding region runs from base 1 to 4542 and encodes 1513 amino acids. The transcript has a single exon. NCBI's taxonomy places the organism in Eukaryota, Fungi, Microsporidia.